Messenger RNA from Leptidea sinapis, 4683 nucleotides. It is a transcript of the gene SCAR, whose product is annotated as actin-binding protein WASF3. The record is from RefSeq and is a predicted model, not a curated record. Gene Ontology annotation, cellular component: SCAR complex; cytoskeleton. Lineage: Eukaryota; Metazoa; Arthropoda; Insecta; Lepidoptera; Pieridae. Gene Ontology annotation, molecular function: protein kinase A regulatory subunit binding; actin binding; Arp2/3 complex binding. Gene Ontology annotation, biological process: positive regulation of Arp2/3 complex-mediated actin nucleation; actin cytoskeleton organization. Bases 215 to 1762 code for a protein of 515 amino acids. The transcript has 10 exons.
UGGCACAGUAAGCGGUGGUCGUUGUUGAAAUUGUAAAAGAUUUGAUAUUUAAUAAAUUAAAUGUUUUUAAAUUAUGUCAACCUCUUUUUAAUGUGAUAAUUGUAAGUGCUAAAGUUUACAAUGUACUGAUAUUUUUUUGAGUUCACUACAAGGGUUUUGUUGACUUCUUGGGUGGAACGGUGAUGAUCAGCAGGUAGCGGCGAGAGCGGUCGCGAUGCCGCUUCCGAAGCGCUGCGUGGAGCCGGUGCACGUGUCUCGCGGCACCGUGCCCGAGCGGCUGGCGGUGCCCUCCGAGCUGGAAGCUGUCACCAAUGGCACCCUGGCCAACACGGUCCGACAACUGUCGUCGCUGUCGAAGCACGCGGAGGAUAUGUUCGGCGAGUUGACCCGCGAGGCGAGUGGUCUGGCCGAGCGAACUAAUGUGCUUCAAGCCAGAAUCGACAGGUUGGCCAUCAAGGUCACGCAGCUCGACUCAGGUGUCGAAGAAGUAUCACUGCAAGAUAUUCAGAUGCGCAAAGCCUUCCGGUCGUCCAGAACGUUCCAGCAGCAAUUGUUCUCUCGCACGUCGAUGCCGUCGGCCAUGCUGGCGACUUACGCACGAUGCGACCGACCGCCGCCGCUCGAGAAAUUGAACGAGUUCCGGGACGACGGCCGGGACGCAAGGAAGUUCUACACCGACCCGGACUACUUCUUCGAGCUGUGGCGAAGGGAGAUGCUGCAGGACACUGAGAGGAUUCAGCACGACAGGGGGAAGAAGGUGCGCCAACCACGCAGCGGGGGUGCGGAGGGCCGCGGCGCGAGACGUGUCCGAGUGCCUCACUCGACUCGCGACCGACAGAAGGCGGAGGCCGUGAACCGCGGCGAACACAUCAUGGCGCCCACGCAGCUGCGGCGGUACAACGUGGAGCCCCGGCCCGACGCCGUCUACCGCAGCUCGGGGCUGCAGGCGGCGACGACUGUCCCGGAUGGUGCAGUUCCCGCCAACAACACGGGCGGGUUCCGCACUGCGCUCACACGUGCGCCCUCGCAGCCCACGCGACCCAGCUCCAUCGAGAUUGACAACCAGCACCGGCAGCCGCGGCUUACCGGCAACGGACACUUGGUGAACGAUGAGAGUCCGUACGGCGCAGUAGAGCCCAUCUACGGCGGCAGCUUGGCGGGUACGCCCCGGCGGGCUCGUCCCUCGGUACCGCCCCCCGCGCCUCCCGCACCUGUCUCGCCUCACCACACACCCCCCAGAUCGUCACUACCGCCGCCUCCGCCGCCGCCGGAUAGUUCGUCUCCGCCGCCCAUGAACGGUGUGUCUCCACCUCAUCACCGCACCGCGCUUGAUGCUCAUCUAGACCACAUGCAUGCUGUUAUUGGUAUGAUGUCGUCGGAGGAGGGCGGCCGCGCCCCCAGUCCGCCGCCCGCGCCCCCCGCGCCCCCUCCGCCCGAGGAGCAGCGCCCCCGGCCGCCGUCGCCCGCCACCCUGCUGCGGGGGGCCUCGGCCCUGAAGCCCGCUGCGGUAGACCGCCAGCCCCCGCCUGAUCCGCGCUCUGAUCUACUCAAGGCUAUACGUGAAGGCAUAAAACUACGUAAAGUUGAGAAACGUUGUGAAGAUAAUGUAGGUAAGUAUGAUACGUUGCGCGGAGCCCCGGCGCUGCACGAUGUGGCCUCCAUACUAGCCAGGCGAGUCGCCGUCGAACAAAGCGAUACAGAUUCCGAAGAUGAAUCCGAUUCCGAUAAUUGGGAUCAGUGGACUACUGACAGUCGUGCGUGACGUUGCGCCACCCCGCCCCAAAAGGCGAGCUACCAAGACGAGACCAAUGAUACUGAAACCAAGCAAACGGAAAACAGUGAAAGUGUCAUAGAAACCCAAAAGAUUGUAGUGCAAAAUUUAAUUCAGUGUGAAACUAAAAGUGAUUUGAAAGUGAAUUCGUUUAAAAAUGAAGCUAAGAGUGAAGCGAUUGAAUCACCACAGUUGGUUCAGUCCAACAACGUGUACAAUCCCAAAGUGGAUUUAUUUAAAAACGAAGUCAGUGAAGUGAGUGAACUGACCUCUAAGUCUCCUAGAAAUGAAGUUGCCGUUCCACUACGAAAAAGUAGUUUGAAGAAACAACUAAUUAAAUGUGAUGAUUCCCCUCCCGAAGAACCACUGCCAUCUCCUCCUAAACCUGUUGCAACUAAAAUAGUUGACAACUCAAUAAAAGAAAACUCACCUAUUAGGAAAGAGAUUAUGUCUCCACCAAUGAAAAACAAUGUUGUCUCUCCACCAUGGAGUCGAACCAUUUCACCAUUGAAAAAAGAAGUAACUUCACCUCCAACAAUUAAUCCCAAUAAUUCACCCCCUAGCACAUCAGUAAAAUUAAACAAAACUGAUUCCCAAGUUGAAGAAAAUGUAUUUCCUCUGAAAGUAAAACGAGACUCCAUAACUGCUAGGGACUUACCAAAAGCUGAUAAAUUAUCUCUGCCAAAUUAUUUAAAUGAAAAUAUUAGCAAUAGUGAAUCACAUAUUAUCAAUAAGGUAGAUGAUGGUAAAGAUGAUUCUAAGAAUGAAGAGACAAAUGGAGUUGGAGAUAAAAUUAAAAUAUUUGAGAGAGCAGCUGAAGAUGCCAGUGCUAACGCAGGAAAAUUAUCCAGAACAGGAUCCAUGCGCCGAUCACGUGUGGAAAGACUGGGGUCUGAUAGUAAAGAGGAAUUUCCACCUCCUGCUACCCCCUUCAAAGAUAACAUUUUCUUUGAGAUAGGCAAUGCAGAUAAAACCGCUCCCGAAAACCCAACUCAAAGCAAAACUUUAGAAAAACAAGUAAGUUUGUCCAAAGGUACUGUAAACACGGCAGCGGCGAAAUGGCAACGAAACAAUAGCAAUUCCCUUGAUGAUAAGAUCAUAAAACCAGAACCACAGAAAAUAAUCAAACCAGAAUUUAAACCAAUCACAUCACCUAUUGAUUUAACAAUUCGUUCUCCAAGCCUCGUAGGUAAAAUACCAGAUCAAUUCCCAUCACAGUGUACAGCUUUCCGUAAUGUUGCCACACCAGACACGGCACGCAAUCAUAAGCAAAAUGAUGACCCAAAUUCACAAUUCAAAACAUGUAAAGUUAAAAAUAAAGAUAAGUAUUUAGCUAGUGUAAGCAAGGGAUCCAGUUAUUUCACAAGAGGCUCUGAGGAAAUUUGGCUUGUGAAGAAAAAGGACAUAGAAGAAAUUGAAGAACGUGUCUUAGAUUCGUUUCGCCGAGCUGGUGGUAAUAUGUGUAUGCGAAGCGAGUCUAUGCGGCCGUCAUCUGAUAGUGGUCAAGGUGCUUCAUUUACUCAUGCAACAAUGGGUCGUAAUAAGAGACAGAUGUAUAGCAGGAGCGAGUCUCUGGACCCGCAGUGGGCUGGAAAUCGAUCUCAGACAUUAAAACGUCAGACAUCUGUUGCAUGUACUUGUGGCCAUGAUAAAAAGACUCGAUCCAAGAGUUCCGGAUCUGGAUCUGAAGCUGUAGUCCGCCAGAGGUCCAGAUCGCAUGGUGACGAAAGCAAGCAAGGUCAAGUUCUAGAUAAAUAUGAAACUCUUGUUUAAGAUCACUCCUGUAUUCCAUGUGUAAGAUUUGUGAUAGUCGGCUAUCGACAUUGGAUCUUAUGUAUUGUGAAAUUUUUAUGAGUUUAAAGUUCACAAUACAUAUGAUUGGCUUGUAUGUAUUUAUGUAGAAUAUGGGGGUAAUAAUUAUGUAAGCAAUUACGUAGUGUAUGUGUAUUGUUUUAUAGUUUAAACCAAAAAUAUUACGAAUGUAGCCUCAUACUUCCUUUGUACCGAUAUGUUGGUGUAUGAUAUAAUAUUAUUACUGUUUUAUAUGACAAAGUGUUGACUGAUAUAUUGUUGAUAUCACAGACUCGUUUCUGUGGCUCCUUCCAUAUGUCUCCAUGAAACUCCCACCUCAAGCACAAUCCGAACAAAUGGUGCUUUGCUUGUUAAAGUGUUUGUCGUAAAUCUUUUUAUUAGCGGUUGUGAAAUCAUGUUUGAGAUUUUAAUAUAUUUUAAUUUAUAUCGUGUUUUUGAUGUGUUCCAAUGUUGAUGUGGAUUUCAGAUUUUUCUUUUGUCUCAUCUUUUGUAUUUGUAUAUUUUCUAACUGAUCAUGUUGUCUCAUAAUUUUUUAAAAUUAUUUUGCCAUGGGCUUAGUGCCAAUAUUCCUUAUUCAAACCAAUCAGGAUACAUCACACAGAUACCCUAGACUUGAUAUUUAAGGACUAAUAGAUUAGAAUAAAGUAAUGAAAUUAUAUUUAUGCAUUCCACAGUAUUUUGGGUUGUCGUCACAGCCUGUUAUGGUCUGUAUUCGAUGGUAACAGAAGCAACGAAUGUGUACCAAAUUUUAUAAUGUAGUAUUGUAUUGUAGUUAGAAUUAAGUUCAAUUAAGUGACAAUCGCCGUAUCUAUGUUACAUGCCGACACGAAAUAUUUGCAAUUUGCUGAGAAGAAUAGGUGAUUUUUUUAUUGCUUAAAUAAUAUCUACUAAAUACCUUGAAUAAUCUUCAUAUAAUGAAGAUUGAUACGAGUAGAUUAUUUUGGAAAACUAUAUAAUAUUGGCCAAAAUAACCUGUUGAUUUUUGGGAUUUCGAAAUCUAAGCACAUUAAUUUUAGUCCAGUUUAUAAAAUUCUUGACUAUAAAGUUAAUGUAAAUGUUGUUAUGUAGCAAAAAUACUUACUGAAUGAUGUGUCAAAUCA